CCGGGGUAUUCAUUCUGCAGGGGUUGGUUUUGCAAUGGUAGCGAAAUGUCAAGUGAUCAGCCUCUGUCGUUCCCUGCUUCGAGCGGGACGUAAAUACCCUGACUACAACAUCAGGGAGUACACCAAGCGAAGGACCUUGGAUGGGUUCCGCAUGAACAAGAACCUCACUGACCCGUUAAAGGCCAUUGAGGCUUAUGAUGAAGGCAAUGCACAGCUGGAGGCUGUACAGAGGGUUCUCAAGGUUUACUUGGCAUAUCCUCCCAAGACAAAGAACAUCAUGGAACUCAAGGUUCAAUAGUAUUUGUAUGUUUCUCAUUAUUUCCAAUACCCUCAAAAGCUAUUUGUUUUUUUUUUUUAUCAUCUUGAAACCAUUGGCUUUUGUGUUCUGAUUGUGAAUAAUGAUGAUUGAUGAACUAGUGGUGUUUGACUUAUGUGCU
This is a messenger RNA of Raphanus sativus (radish), 437 nucleotides long. RefSeq lists its product as uncharacterized. Gene Ontology annotation, biological process: iron-sulfur cluster assembly. The transcript is spliced from 2 exons. The coding region runs from base 35 to 298 and encodes 87 amino acids. Lineage: Eukaryota; Viridiplantae; Streptophyta; Magnoliopsida; Brassicales; Brassicaceae. The record is from RefSeq and is a predicted model, not a curated record.